AUGGCUAGCUCGCGGAUGAAGUCGUGGUUUCCGGGUACGGAGUACCCACUCGUAAUCAGCGCGCCGAUGGAGGGCGUUACGAACCCCAGAUUGGCUACGGAGGUGACCAAGGCCGGGGGGUUAGGCUUCAUCCAAGGCGGCCGAGACUUCGCCCCAGCCUCCGCGCAACUCAAACGCCUCGAAGACCAACUCACACAAGCCCGCUCACUCCUCACCGCAAAGAGCCAGGGUGAAGGUCCUAACAACGACGACAACGACCCCUUACCCAUCGGCGUAGGCUUCGUCACCUUCUCCGCAACAGCAAAGCAGCACUUCGCCGAAACCACAAUCCCGAUCUUAAAGAAACACAAACCCGCCGCCAUAUGGCUCUUCGCCCCCUCCCCAGACGCCCCCGAUACCCUACCCACUCUCAUCGACGCACUGAAAUCAGAAGCCGCGUAUUCCCCAAAGAUCGCUGUCCAAAUCGGUUCCGUGGCCGCGGCUAGAGAGGCGGUUUCCCACGGCGCGGAUAUUGUCGUUGCGCAGGGAACGGAUGCGGGGGGGCAUCAGUGGGCUAGUGGGGCGAGUGUGGUUAGUUUGGUGCCGGAGGUGAGGGAUAUGUUGGAUACUGAGUUCCCGGAUAAAGGAGUUGCGGUUUGGGCGGCUGGUGGGAUCGCGGAUGGGAGGGGGGUUGCGGCUGGGUUGGUGUUGGGGGCUGAAGGGGGGGUUUUGGGGACACGGUAUAUCGUUGCUACGGAAUCGGAUGCCCAGGAUUAUAAGAGGGAGGCGCUUUUGGGUACGAGUGAUGGGGGGAGUAGGACGGUUAAAUCGCAACUCCACGAUCAUAUCCAGGGAAACAAGAACUGGCCCGAUUUAUACGAUGGUCGCGCUAUCAUAACGCCUACGUAUCAGGACCAUGCGGCUGGGGUGUCGCUUGAUGAGAAUACGAAGAGGUUUGAGGCUGCUAGAGAGGGCGGCGAUUUAUCUCGGAUGGUUACUUGGUCUGGAACGGGCGUUGGUCUGGUCAGAGAAGAGCUUCCGGCUGCGGAAAUCACGAGGAGGGUCAGAGAAGGUGCGCUGAAAGCUAUUACGGGGCUCAAUGCCUCUAUUUGAGGAGAUGUGAGGUAGGCUAGUGGUUAUGCCCACAGCGUCUUGGGGGCUUGCAGAUGAUAGUAUUUAUCGUCUCUAUUUUAUGUCCAUCAUGCUACCGAUAUUGAUAUUUUACGCCACUUACACCUAUGAUUUCUUUGUGGAUAUUUCCUGGCGUUCUUCUAUUCGCCCCGAGCGACCUCUUAGCGUAGC
Molecule: messenger RNA, 1281 nt
Organism: Annulohypoxylon maeteangense
Lineage: Eukaryota; Fungi; Ascomycota; Sordariomycetes; Xylariales; Hypoxylaceae
Product: FMN-dependent 2-nitropropane dioxygenase
Exons: 5
Coding region: 1-1092 (363 amino acids)
Molecular function (GO): nitronate monooxygenase activity
Source: RefSeq, a predicted model, not a curated record